Xyrichtys novacula (pearly razorfish) is the source of this 37596-nucleotide messenger RNA. The record is from the annotation of a GenBank genome assembly. Lineage: Eukaryota; Metazoa; Chordata; Actinopteri; Labriformes; Labridae.
GCACAAGUUUGCAGCAGCACGCAGGGAGGAUGGAGAUUCAUCUAUGUCAGGUUGAUGGAAUACAUUCUUGCGCAGAGACGGUGUAGAAAGAAGAAAGAGAGUGUUUGAGGAGCCACGGAGGGACAAAUAACCUGGAUUUACACCCACAGCAUCAUCACUUUAUCUCCUGAUGUCGGAUAUGAAAAGGACUGAUAAGAACAGGGAAAUGUGUUGCAAGGGCUUGCCGGGACGACAGGACAAAUUCAUACUCCUCAUCUUUUACCUUCAUCUGUACAAGAAUAUAGUAAGUGUAUAUUUUUGUUUCUAUUAAUCUUUAAGUGAAACCUCAUUUUCAUUUGCUCCAACACUCCAUACUGCUGAACUUCAGACGCAUUUGUCACUUACCAAACCUAUUGAUUUGGCAUCGACAGACUUCAUUGAGAUAUAACUAUCUUAAUGCAAUUAGCAUUGUUAUCUGGUGCAUGAUACUUUGGCUUUGUGCAGCACACGCCACGCUUGGUUCAGCAAAUGUCCUCAUUAAGCUGCAGGAAUUAAUUAGAGACCCGGGUCCAUCACCUCCAUCCGUCUGGUACUAAUUAACGUAAAAUCGAAAGGGACAACAAAUGGAGAAAGCGAUUUAAAAAGAAAAAAAAGCAAGAUCCAGAUGUUUUUUUGAGCCUGCUAAGUCUGAACAUUAAUUUCAAAGAAAAUAGUAAAAAUACAAAUAAACUUCAUGAGGCCAAGUAUUUAAAAAUGUCAUUUUUGUUGGUGUACUUGUUCAAAAGUUUCACAUUUUUAAAGAUUUUUAAAGGGACGUUUUCACAUCGCGUGAGAGGCUCAAGUGACACAUGGGGGAAUCUGAUAAGAAAAACACAAAUAGGAAAGCGCCAAAACAGAAAGAGAGGCAAAGAGGUGUGUCAAUCCAUGAAAUUUACGCACAUUACGCACACACAUACGCGCGCCACAACUCCUCCGAGCCACCACCGAAGAGGAAAAUCUGUUUGUAUUGUGUUGCAUAUGUCUGCUUCAGUGUAGAUAACCAGAGUCUUCUGGUAUUUCCAGGCGGAGGGGAUUCAUCCGGACUGCGCCAUCGUCUCGCAGCACCUGAGGGCUCGUGAGGUUUGCAGCCAGACGCAGAGGAACGAAGCGCAGAACCACACGGAGCAAAGCGGUGGGUUCAUGGGUGAUGCUGCUGCUGCGGCGGCUGCUCUGUGUUCCUACACACAAACACAAAUUUGAGAGAUUACUUUGAAGCCUUGCCGCGCUGCGAGAGGUUUUUAAUAGACGGUGGGAAAGUGGGUUAGAUAAAAAAAGAAAAAAGAAAGGGUUUAGUUGAGAAUCCGAGAGACUGCUCAUUAAAAACACCAAGAAAGACAGGAGAGAAACUUUAGCUGAAGCUUUUUUAAAUAAUUCUGUCAUUGAGGACUGACUAUGCAAAUGCCCCUUUAUUACUGCCAGAGCACAAACAUUAUAUAUUAAAGGGAUAUUCUGUACUUUUGUAAACUGAGCUGUGUGAGGCAUUAAUGAUUGAGUAACAAAAUUUUCACCUUGACUGGAGAGCUUUUAGGUGUGUUUGUUCAUUGAUUAACAGUAACAGCCUUGAUGUAUGGACAAAUCAGUGUUGCAAGCAUGGUGCUUUGUUUUUGGAAGGCUAUUUAAAUUGACUAAAACCAGGGUAGGCGUCGUUCAAAGCAGGGACAGAUCAUUUGUUGGGAUUUGGACACAAAGCUUGAAAAAAAGGACAUUAAAGAUGAGAAGAUGAGCAUUUAAACAAAAGCUCUGUUAGGGUUUCCUUGGCUUUUGGCUCCACCCUCAAGUGGAUUUUCCAGGAAUAGCAGUUUUGUGCACUUGGCUCCAUUUUAGACAAUGCUUAAGGAAAGAGCUCUGUAUUUGCACUUUCCUUUGGCGUGAUGAAUAAAAUCAAGGUCAGAUCAACUGUUUUGGUUGAUAGUAUCGCCUAAAACCCCAUACUGAAACAGCUGGGCUUCUUUGUCUGUAUCCUAUUGAGUGCUUAGUAAAAUGAGACACACAAAUUGGCAUCUCCUGGUGUCAAUACACUAAAUAUUGGGGAUAACUGGUAGUUCUCGUGCCAAGCAGUGAAUGUUCAAUCGUCUAGAUGACUCUAGUUGACUUCCCAGUUUAUAACAGAUAAGUUCCUCAUACAAACCCCCAAUAAAAAGUCUGAACUAUCCCUUUAAAAACUCAAAAUGACUGUAAAAACAUUCAUAUAACUUGAGCAGCAGACAGAGGUCAAAAUAAAGUUGAAAUGUGAAGUGUUUCUCUCUAUCAUACAACGUCAGCAGAUAACGCUAAGGUCACAAAAGUUAAAUGGAGUUGCAUGAAGCUUACCAAAUAUUGAACUUUGACCUCUAAGUUUUUUUCAGUUUACAGCUUCAAAUUCUGACUUUAUUAGCUCUGCACAGAAGUAAUUAUUUGAUAAGUCCAUUUGACUGUAAAGGGUCAGGAUAUAUUGAAAACUGUCUCAGAGUCCAAAGUGAUGUCCUCCAGUAAAAGUAAGAGUUCAGCUAACCCUCACAUCUGUGAAGCUAAAUGGGAUUAUUUUUCACGUCUGUCCUGUAAAACAACAAAAAUCCUUUUUGACUUCUUUGACUCUCAACAUACUCGCUGAUUCAUUUUAUGUUUAAUGAGAGGUGGACAACAACAUGUCAGACGUUUAUGGGGAGGCUUUAAUCUGUAACAUGAUUCAGGUGUAAAUAUUCAUCUAACUGUUUACAAUCCUGAUAUACUUUUAAAUUAAGCCAACGCUGUCUACUAGAGGCGGAUCAGAGGGAGGCUAACUACCUUUAAUGGUCCCCUCAUGCCUGAGUCUCUUAAUGCUUAAUAUGAUUUCCUCGUUAGUGUGUAUUUAUUUUUAAUGCAAUUUAACACUAAUUUUGUGCCUUGUCAUAAUGGCUUAGAAUUGAUUAAAUAUCCUCAAAUGAAAAAAAAAAAGAAAAACCUUAUAAUGCAAAUGACUGUGUAAAUUAAUAUUGACUAUAUUCGCAGCAUCAUCUUGGCCACAUUGAUCCUGUCCUGCUGCUCUCCCUCCUGGCUUCAUUUGUGUGUCCUUAUAUUCUGAGUCAUUGACUUCAUCAUAAAAUGAACCUGAUGUCCCCAGGGGCCCUCUCUGUGGCCUCUUUCACUGAAUCUGAGCUGCUCUCAGCACUGUCAGAAACUGCCCCGGUCCAAAAACACUGUGGUGACUCCGAGACUCAUUUGAUCCUAAUUUCUCCUGACGACUCCCAAAGCUGGAGCGAUACCACACUUUGGUGCUAAGAUGUCAUCCUCUGCUCAUUACAAAGAUAAAUGUCUGCUGAUGAGUUUUUCUGUCUGGGUAGGUGCGUUUGUUCGUUCACCAGUGUGAUGCCAGUAAUGCAGGUGUCAUGUUUUAAUGUGAAGUUGGAGAGUCAUGUAGAGUUUAAACUUUGUCUCUCUUAAGUACGGCUUUCCUAGUACCUUUAACCCUCUGGUUCAUAGUGGUCACUACAGUGGACAGCUACCAAAAACUCUUUUUCUCUUAAAUGCAAUGGUUUCUAUGGUGGAAGUGUAUAUCAGCCUUUAGGGUGCUCUCUACUGCCCUACUCCAUUGAGUUACAUUUAGUGAGUAAUCAGUGUAACUGCAAGUAAAUUUCCUACAAAUCCAAGAUGGCCGAGAAACAGCCACCCCUGCUGACUACAGCUGGCAUGUCCUGUCAAUACUUCUAUAGUAGAAGAACCCCAGCUGUAAAAAAAAUAUGAUGAUAUCCUGUAACAUCUAAGGAAGGAUAUUAUCCAUUUGGAAUUGAAAAUUCCAUGUCCAAUAUGUAGAAAAUUACAAUUAACCAUGUGUCCAACUGAGUGGACAUCAUGCAUCACCCAGUAUUUUUUUUAACAGGAGUCAUGUAAUUGCUCCACUGGUACUUGUGGCUGUUUUGGUUAUAAAUCAGUGUAUACAGUGUAAUCAGUGUGUAACAGUGACCAGUAGUGGCUGUCAGAGAAGAAUAGACAUGUAGGGGCUGAGGAUGAUGGAGAUACAGACAUUCAGGGUGCAGAAAGGGUAGAUGCCUGUAGUCAAGUGGAUGAGGACCAGGAUGAUGAGAGGCAGGAUGCAGGGGAAGGUCAGCAUGAUCAGGGAGCUGUGGAAAAUGGGCACAUGACACCUGACCAUUCUCAAGCUCGCAAAAAUAUCUGGAAAGUCCAAGACAAUCACUUUGAUAGAGAUAUGUCUCCUUUUCUAGGAGAGUGGAAAUUCAAUGUGGAGGGAAGAGAGCCUAUAGACUUCUCCAGACAUCUGUUUCCAGCAGAUCUCAUUGAUGAUAUAGUGAAAAACACCAAGUUGUAUGCUCCCCAGAAAGGGAAAGAAAAUCUGGCAGUGACAGGAGAAGAAAUGCAGACUUUUUUAGGAAUCAACAUGAUCAUGGGGUACAUUCGUUUUCCCAGGGCACACAUGUACUGGUCUAGUGAGGAUGGCCUUCGUCUAGGGAUGAUUGCAAAUGCCAUGUCUGUAAACAGAUAUGAGCAAAUCCUGUGCUCAUAUAAAGCCUGUGUGCCACUGUGCCCUGGAUGCUUUGCCAACUUUCAUACAUCCUAGGUGUGAUGAGCAGAGACAUGUUUGGAGAUGCAGGGACUAAAAUGUCAGUUUUUGUUGUUGAAAACAACAUGCCCGUAUAAGGGCAUGGUAAUGUCAGUCCUGAAUCUUUAUAGUACUGUGGGGAUUUACAAUAUUGUUUCCAAUGUUGGAGAUAGUUUGGCAUAUUUUGGUGUACUGUACUUUUUACUGUAAGUUCAUAAUGUUUUGUGUUGAGUGCUCAGGUGCAUAUAGUCCACUUGAAUGGACACUUCUGUAGUUUUGUGAAAAAAUAACAUUUUUGGAAAAAAACAAUUUUACAUGUUCUUUUAUGUCCUGAGAAUGAUAAAAACACUUAUGAAAAAAAUCUUGAUCAGGGCUUUCAUAAUUCAUGCAUCAGAGGGUUAAAAAAGUUGCUUGAGGCAGAGCAUAGGUCCUGUAUAUUUGUGUGACACGCUGCUGCUGUUCUAACGAAGCACCCACAGUUCAUCGAAGUUUUCAGAGCUUUAAAAACAGAAAAAACGCUUCUACAGUCGCACAUCCGAUGUAAUAUGUGUACACUUUGCAAUGUGUAUCAUAAAGCGCGGUCAACAAAAAGUACGGCUAUGUAGGCUCACCUCUCCACCACAGUGCAGGUGAGACUGCCCCUUAUAUAAAUACCAGCUUUCAAACACAGCGCCCAUGUGACCCAAACCCAACGAAACCAAUAGCAACCAGACAGAAGUAGCUUAGGAGGUAGAGCGGUCAUCCAAUAACUGGAAGGCUGGUGGUUCGAUUCCCCCCUAUCCCAAGUCUGUCCGUUGUGUCCUCAGGCAAGACACUUCACCCACCUUGCUCCCAGUGUGUGUCCUCCACUGGUGUAUGAUUGUGAGUGUUGUGUAGUGGUGGUCGGAGAGGCUGUAGGUGCAAACUGGCAGCCACGUUUCCGUCAGUCUGCCCCAGGGCAGCUGUGACUACAAAGGUAGUUUACCACCACCAAAGUGUGACUGUGUGAGCAAAUGAAUGAUGUAUCCAAUGUAAAGCGCUUUGAGGGUCUCUGAUAAAGCGCUAUAUGAAAUCUGAUGCAUUAUUAUACAGAGGAUAACCGAUAAGCAAAGGGACAUUAUGGCUCCUACACUCAUUAUUGACUGACAGCAUUUACGUCUCUUAUUACAAAUUGGUUUCUGUUGAUUUUGGCGCCCCCUGUGGACAAAGUGAUACUGCUUAUAUUUUGUUCUAUACAUGUAGGAGUAUUGCUUUUAGACAAUAACUUCAUCCAGUUGUUUUUUUUAACGACAGAAUAAUGCUCGAGUAGGGUAGUACAAUAUUGCAACUUUUUUCCUUUCUGUAAUAUAUAAUGUAUUAAGAAAAAUACAAGAGUUUAUACCAAACAAACACAAUUUUAACAACACGAUCAAUGUCACUGUUCAAAAUCUGGAUCUUUUUAUUGAUCUUCUGCUUUAAAAUCAAAUCUUCCCCCCUAUUGUCAUUACACUAUUUUCAGCCGACUUAUAGCAGCAUGUUGAAACUCAAGAGAAAAAGAGAGGGGAGUAACACAUAUCUAUAUAAACUUAACUUUUAAAUGCCAACAAAUUCCUUACACAUCAAUCAUGUCCGUUGAUGUAAAUAUUAUGUUUAAUCUGCUGUAAACCCAGUGAUGGUUUUUCUUAUUUAAUGAAAAACUCACUGUCACUGUUAACAUCCGAUUUUUCACAUCCAUGAUGUUCGUGCUCUGCAUGUGCAGAUGCUAAAAGUUAACACCCUGUGGUCCUGUUAGUUCAGCUGUCUGUAUGUGCCAGCAGGACAACACUGUCUAAUUAAGCUUUUUCCAUAUACCUUUGACAAUAUCGCUGCGAUAUGACGUGAGUGCAUGUUUAAACUUAAGGGUCCUGUGACACGCAUACAAAUACCACCUGUACAGCAGUCAUUUUCUCUACAUGCUUUAAUGAAUGGAAGUAAUUUCAGAUAAACCUUUAAUGUGGAUAAUAACAGGGAAGCGGUGACAGGGCACGUCUUGUGAUGUGACAUGCACCUAUCGAGUGUUCACCGUUUGAAACAUGGUGCUCAGCCUUAUUAAUCAGUUGCUGUGAUUUUAGGUUAAGGUCUAAAAGGCAGUGUUUUCAACCUGUUGUUAGGAUCAAAAGUUGUGACACUCUCUCUUUGCAUUUUUAAAGCACGAGAAAUGACUAUAGUAAAAAUAUUAGACUUCUUGAUGUUGUUUUCACAGGUCAUAAAGAGGCAUCAGUAUCUCUCACAUGGGCUUUAAAUGCUCUAUCAUUAAAUUGUGUAUAUAUCACAAGGUUGUUAACCUCAGAACUUAAUGUUCAAUUUAAUUGGUCUGUAUCCAAAAGCUGAUUAUUAAAUGUUAAGAUGAUAUCUGUAAUGCUGAUUUACUGACCAAUGGAGUAACUGACUGACCCUGGAGUCCAGGUUUACUCUCUCUUGAUUCUGUCCAGCAGCUACAUUAAACAAAAAAAAAGAAAAAAAAGAAAAAGAUACUAUUUCAGGCUGAAAAAAAAAUGUUCAUUUGCAUCAAAAAUUAAAUUUCAUGCAGCAAUAAUUCCCCCGUGAAGUCCAGUGAACGCGAGCUGCCUAAUAAAUGAAGACAUCAUCAGGUCCUCCCGCAGGGGUGGUCUGGAAGCUCAGCCUCGGUGUCCAAAGUAAUUUCUCAAGUUGUUGUUAAUCCUAAAUGAGGUGACAUUCAGGCGGCUGAAUGCAUAGCCUCUUGAUGAUAAAGGCUACGGGAAAAAAGUCUUGCCUGGUGGGUGAGGAGGGUUUUUCCUUUAUCAGGAAGGAAAAGAUUGAAAUUAGUCAUCAGCCCCUUUGACAGGACUGUUAAUUGUGGAUUCAACUGUUUAACACAUAGGGGAGUUUUACAUAAUGGUUUUCUCCCUUUGAAAGUUCAAAAUCCCCCUUGAUUACGCCCAAACGCGAAGUAUAAGUUUCAUAAUUUAUGGUUUUGGCUGCAAUCAGAGUGGCUUUUGUUGCAGGCAUGAAUCAGGACAAAAGUUUCCUCUAAAAAGGUCAUAUGAUUUGGGCUUUUUGCUUGACUCAUCUCAGGCUAAAACAGAGUCAUUUUAAUUAUAACCACAGCACAGUUUUCAUCACUUUUAGUGUCUGCAUGCAUAAUCAAGUGCUGAGAUUUAAAUUUGUUAUCUUGCAGAACAGAGGUGUCAAACUCGAUCACAGAGGGGGCCAACACUUAAAAUACAGUCAAAGUUGCGGGCCAAACAGGAUUAACAUUUAUUGAAUUUUCUGAAACUGACCGUUUUGAAUCUGAAAUUCAAAUUUGGAGGCCUAGACCACAACAACUGUAUUUUUAACUCCCCCUUAUUUCAUUUCUCCGAGUCAGGUUCUCGGCGUGUUUUCUUAGCUGCAAGUUCAUUUAUGUUCAUAGUGUUUAUCAGUGAAAUGACUUCUUUGUGUGGUUUUGUUCAUUUUUAUUACAGAAAAAAUGUGCUCACACAGGUGUUAAGGGCCAACUAUCAAACAUGCAGAGCAGUAGAGCAGUCUGUUGGCAGAGCCGGGGCAUUGUCUCAGGGAUGAGGUGUGGGAACUGCGCGGGCCCCGAUGAGUCAUACCGUGCCUUGAGUGUGCCGUUACACUAGAUUCUAUCAGCUCUAUCAGCAUGUCUAUAAGAGCUUUCUCCACGUCAGCGCCAAAUGGAUUUCUGAGCAAUUUGAAAUUUAAUUUCUGCUCUUCCUGUGAACUCAGAGCAAAGUGUGCUCAGUUUAUCAGCAGAAGAAGCGUCUUGAAACACAGCAGUGAAGAUCUGGUUUGCGAUUUUUUGGCAACAUGGAAAGUGACUGAAGUUCUCUUUCUGCAUCUUCAUCUCCCACGGGUGUAGUUUGACCUGAAAAGCUCUCACUGCUUCAUACAUGUCUGUGAUCAACGUUUUGUCUUGUAGUGCUGUCUAAUGAUGUGCCCUUCUAUUACAGCCACAUUAGCUUUACAAACAAGACACACAGGUUUACCUCCACCGUCAACAAACAGGCAUUCUGUCCCCCUACCUGUUUUGAGAGUCCCUGUUUUCAGAGACUACUUAAAUGUGACUAUAAAACAGCUGACUAACUAUCCAUGUGCCAUUAGAGCAGUGGCGGAGGGGUUGAUGCUCAGGUCUUGAACCGUGUGGCGGCUUUUGCAGUGUAUUGUGAGACUUGUAGUACGAGUGGAGGAAGAGCCAUUAAUAAUAUGAAGACAUAUGAAAUCAUCUUGCGGGUCAUGGAUAAUCAUAUUGCGGGUCGAAUGUAGCCCGCGGACCUUGAGUUUGACAUGCCUGGCCUAGAGCUUUCAGUGUCAAUGCUACAGGUUGUUAUAACUGUCUAUGUCCAAGCGUUGUUUAUUAGCUGCAGUGAAAGUCUUUGAAGCGGUUCCUGUCCAGCUGAAGACAGAGCCCAACCUUGCUACCUAAGCCCUCUGUCUUCUCCUGGUGUCCCUUCUGUUGCUAGUGUGGAUUUGAAAGUGGGGGGGCUUAGGUAGGCCAGCCAGUCAGAGGUCCUGCCUGUAAGUCCUACAAGCCCCAAACCCCUGCUGGCCCAGAUGACAGAACAGGAGAGGGCUGGGGUAAACCUUGUCACAGGAGAUAAUGUAGCCACUCUCCAGAUAGUCCUUGAUUACCAGUUCCACCAGAAAGCCCCUUCCCUGAAGCGCCCUGGGCCUUCCCUGUGUACAGCCUGUAGUCAACUGUGCACUCAUCCAUAUCAGCUUGACUUUUAUAUACAGUUUUAUUGAAAGCCUAGCCUCUGUGGCAACCAUCCUCUCAUCCACUGAGAAGUGCUGCUUUAGAUGGUAAAUGCUCUUGCAGGUGUUUCUGAUGAUAUCCGGAAGAGAUCUGACCUUUUGCAGGGGUCAUUGUCCUCUGUCACAAUUGUAGUCAAGCAUACAGGACUAGUGUUUAAAUGCAUCGUUUGAUUACAAAGUCAAGACACUAACAAGGGCUACUUUACAUCGUAAAAGCUCUUGUUGGCAACUUUUUGUUUGUGCCAACUUUGGCGCCCCCUGUGGACAAAGCAGUCUUGCUUAAUGCAUCAGAGUUUUUAUAGCACUUUUUGUCAGUGACCUCAAAGCACUUCACAUUUGACACAUCAUUCGCUGACACACUCACACCUUGGUGGUGGUAAACUACCUUGGUAGUCACAGCUGCCCUGGGGCAGACUGAUGGAAACGUGGCUGCUAGUUUGCGCCUACGGCCCCUUUCGACCACCACCUCACAAUAAUCAUUUUCAUACACGUAUGGAGGACACACACUUGGAGCAAGGUGGGUUAAAUGUCUUGCCCAAGGACACAACGGACAGACCAGGGAUAGGGCGAGAUUCGAACCGGCAACCUUCCAGUUAGUGGCCGACUGCUCCACCUCUUGAGGUACUCCCGCCUUGUUGUGCAGCUUGUCCUCUAAAAGCUUUUGUUGUGUCUUUUGACUUUUCACAGUGAAAUUGAUCAUUUAUUGUGAAUAUUUGUGUUGAUAUGAUAAAACAGGGCUAUUUUUCAGCUACUCAACUAUCACCUCGCCCCUUGUUCCUGUUUCAAGUUUCUAUGUUUAACUUGUCAGUCUUGCCUCUGAUGGUCUGCUAUCAUUAAUUUGAGUUUCAGUCUAUUUCAUAAAUGUCAAAAAACUCUUUAUAGUAGCUUUAAUAUGGAUUUUAAAACUGCUUUAAAAAGUAAAAUGAUGAGAUUUUGAGAUAAGGUAUAUUAAUAUAAAUAUUAAAAAAUUAGCAAGCGAUCCAAAUGAAAUCAUAUGUUUGCCCCACUAAAAAGAUUAUUAUUAUUUGUUAUUGUGGUUCAACUGGAUUGUGAGGAGAUCUUGAUGGACAGGCUGGAAGAUGAUGUCUGCCAUCAGUGCAUGAAUGUGUGUGUAUGUGUGUGUGAUGGGGUGUGACCUCGAGUGGUUGGGAGACUUGAACAGAUUCAUGUUAGAGCCGGUCUACAGCUUUGUGGUUUAAAUUGUUACACACAUCCAGUAAGAUACGCUUAAUAUUGCUCAUGUCAAGGGAAAAAUGAUUUACAAGCUCUUCUUUUUCCUGUAAAAUUAAGGGUAAUGCACAAAAACAGCAUGAGAUGCACUUCAAAAUACCCACCCCCAGUAUUUUUUUUUCACCAGCCCACAUACUGUCAACAUGUCAGCAUGUGGGGCUGUCCUUGCUCCUAAUGUUAGGGUGCAUCAGCUCUCCGGAAAAGCAGAAUUUUCUUGUUCCAUUUUCCUCCUCAGAUUGGCAUCCUUGUCACUGUAUCCUCACUUUCACUGUGGUCUCCUGGUUCUGGACUUAAAAAGAGCACGCCUAGUAAUGAAAUGGGCUUGUUCAGUGUCCUUACACGACAGUCUAUAUGCAGUUUGGUUUGUACAAAUAUCACAGCUGUCAUUUUUCCACCCACUAAAGUGCUUUUAAAUGAGCCACACACUCUACCGUAAAAAACGCUUUUUGGAGCCCCUUUUCCCUGUAAGGAACGUGUCACUUUUCCCAUUAGUAUUCUCCUAAAAAAGUGUUACACUCAGCAUGAUCCUCUUACAUACAACACUCCUGAAGAUAUUUUCCUUCUUACCAAACCCAAGAUUUAAAAUGCAACACAAAUUCUAGCACGAAGCAAGAAUAAGAAGCCUUGACAAAACUUUUAAGCGCACAACUUUGCACAAACUAUUGAUUGAGUGAUCAACAGCUGCGAGCUCGUGACUGCAUCCUUUUAUUUUUAAAUCAUGCACUUUACUGAUGUUUCUUUUGUUUCUAUACCCACACAGAUUUCCUCUCUCACAAUAAGUUAAUGACAGGGAGCGGUUUGAUAAGUAUUGUCGCAUUGUUUUAGGAGUGUAAUUAAUUGCAGCUUUCAAUCGAUGGAAACACUCAGCAGAGAGGAAAACUUUAUACAUAGCAGUCUUGCUUCGAACAUGUCUGCUUUAAGGCUGUCAAUGGAGAUCUCUGAAGAUGACAGGAAUCAAGACUUGUCACCGCGGAUAUUUUGCAAGGGAGAGCGGGAUAGGCACGGCUGUAAUCCAAUUUGAAUUUCAAAGACAGAGAUAGACUUUAAUGUUGCGCGGUUAUUUAUUUCAUUUUUUUAGAUAAGAGUUUUUUUGUCUCCCUCAAGAGAGAGGGAUGUGUUUGCUUUUGAGAUCACAGUUGUUCCAGCACAAAUACUCAGCAGUAAUCCAACACUCUCAAAACAACAACAACAACAACAGACAGGCAUUUUCACAUUUACAGUUUCUCCACCAUUAACAGAGUGCUGAUUACGUUUCCAGCCUUCUGAUCAGGAUUCAAAGAUCUGAGUUGAGGUUGCUAAAACAUGAAGCCAUUAUGGAUGAUACAAUCGAUAAAUGCCGCAUAGAGGACAAACAUAAUGCUUUUAUCAAAUCAAUGCACCGAGAGGCAGCAAAAACAAAACCGUGCAGAUACUGAGUGGCUGAAAGAAAAGAUGACCGUCAGUGAGCCUGAUGUAAUUUCAAAUCAAAGUGACACCCGGAGUAUGUUACCAGCUCAACGCUCUGUCCUUUGAUUAAAACCGCUCUGACCACCGACACAUCUGUAAGUUAUGCCCAUUUGUUACCCACCUAUCUCACUAACACCCAGCUGUAUUAAAUACUUGACUGUGAUUGGCCAAACCCCAAAACAUCGGUUGUAUAUUUUGACAAGCAAAAGUGACACUUAGGCCAACCGAAUCACACAACUCCAAUCAACAUAAUCGAAGAAAAGGAGUCACAUUUAUGCUGGCUUUGGAGGUAUUAUGAGAUUGAUUGAGAGAGAAGAAAAUGCCGGUAGGGAAGUUAUGAGAAAGCUGCACUAAUAAAAUCAAUAAAAUCAUCUUAAAUUCCCCUUUAAGCUAGUUGCCAAAAACAGGAUAAGGUCCACUUAUUCUCAAAGGAACACUGAGUUUGUGUUGGUUUUGGUGCCCCCCGCCAUGGGCAAAGUAGUUUGACUUUUCUCUUUGCUGAUUCGUCCUGUAUAUACAUAAGUGUUGUUGAACAAGAAUCUUGUCCAGUUCUCCUAAAAUAGUAAAAUUCAUAACUUUUGGAGAAUUGGCAAUUGAAAAUGCAGAGGGGGAAUGGCACCUCCCCUCACAACAGGGAUUUAAAGUAUUUCAAAAUAGUUCUUGAAAAAGUAUUUACCAUCAGUUAUUAUCUCUUUUGUUUUUACAGACCAGAGGCAGAAAUAUCAGUACCAAUUUUUUCUGUUUCAUAAUCAACAAAAUAAAUAAAUAAAAGUCACAGGGGCUUUUAAUUUCUGUUCCUUGUGCCAUUGUAAAGCUCCUGUCAGUAACUUUUGGUUUGUGUCAAUUUUAGUGCCCCCCUGUGGACAAAGCAGUGUUUGCUGAACUUCUGCAUAAAUGGAAACCUUUUUUUUUUCCAACAAAAAGGUUUGAUGGUUAAAUUGAUCAUUUCUUGUGAAUACUUUAAUGGGACUUAACCCGUUGCACCUUUUUCAAGUAUUAGAAAAUAGAGUAUAGAAAUCAUAAGACUUGCCCAGAAUGGUUUUGUUUGCUUUAAGAAAUUAUUAAAAGGCAUCAGUGGGAGUUUCAGUCUUUUUUCAUAAACCUUAUUCUCAUAAACUCCUUACAGGAGCUUUAAAUAACCACAUUAGUUCUUUCUGCAGAAUCAAAUCUAAACAUCCCAUAUUGAUAUUUUUUAUAAUAGGACAAGCUUUCCUGUAAGUGUCCGAUCAGCCUCUCUGAAAUGUCUUUACAGUCUCCAAGCAGGGACAUAAACAUCUUAAUAUUUUAUUCUUUAAUUUCACACUGAAGCGACCCCCAAAACAAUUUCUUUUCUAAAAUUUGACAUGAUGCCAGUGUUGUUUUUCCAGGCAAACCUGGGAGAAACUGAAAUACAUUUUAAUAUUUUAUUUUUCUUGAGCAGAUGAAAAGUUGUUCUGCCCUACUGUACAACGUUUCUUUGUAAGCAGGACUGAAAAUUAGAUUGAAGGUUAGGGUCCAAUGUUGGGAAUUAGUCAUACUAACAAAUAAAAGUGUUCUUGUACAACGUGUUGCACAAGAGCUGAAUCAUAAGAAGGCUGAUGGAGAAAAGCAACUGUAAAAAACAUCAGGGGGAUAGAAAAGUAGAAGCCAGAGAUGAAGCCAGAGUUCAAAAGAACAUGCGAAUGAAUGUUUGCACAUGGCUGCUGAUGCAGAUUUGGCAAAAAUACUCAUUUUGUGCAGCACUGGGGUUAAAAAUUAGAUCAGCUCAAAGAAGAUAGAGCUGUACUAAUCCCAAAGGAAAUUCUCGGGCCAGAUUGCUCCAGAGCCACAGGACCGAAACAUGAAUAACACAAAAGAGCAUCUGAUACAAGUGAGAUGGAUAAAGAAAAAACUGUUUUUUAAAGUGUACAGAGCAUGAGGGUGAAGGCAAAGAAAGAGUGUUGUAGAGUUUAAGCAAUAAAAGUGACCAAAAAAUAAUCUUCCUCAUGCUAACCAGAACUUACUUUACAGACCGUAUGAAGUGUGAAAAACAAAGUGGUUUAAAAAGUAAGACUUUAAUAUGAUAUAAAACUCAUAAGAGCUAUUGAACUGCAUGAAUCAUCAAACUGCAGCUGGAGUUUACAAAAUCAUUUUGAGGCGCUGAGUAGUUUGAUUUACAACAAAUGUAAUGGCUCUAAAUGAAGCUUAAUGGACACGAACGCAUUAUAUAAUCCCUGAAAAUGACGGUGAUUAUAAUGAGCUUCUCAGCGUUUGAUCAGUAGGUAGUAUUGAAUAUUUUUUUUACAUAACCACAAUCCGUGUCUGCAGGGUUGUUUGUUGAAUGGAAAACUGCCGUUACACUGAAGCUCAUGCAGGUGAUCACGAUGCAGGUCAGUCUGACCCCUCUUGGGUUCGAUAUCUAUAUCUCUCAGCAUUGCAUAGCAUUUCCUAAAAGUGACAUCUGUAGCGUCAUUGCUGCUGGGGCCCUUAUAGACAGUACCCACUGGGACUGAUAUUCUUGUGUCAUCCUGCUGCAGCCAGAGGGCAAAAGUGAUGAGAAUGACAGAGUAGCAAGAGUUUUGAAUUCAGAAGUAGAAGGAGGACAAAAGGGAAAAAUAGAAAAAAAUUAUGCAUUUAUUGCACACUGAAUAUUUUGUGUCACUCAGUCGGUUUACAUGCACAGCUUAAUCGGACUAAGCUUAAUUCGUUUUUUCGCCCAAACUGGACUUCUCUGCCUGUCCGCGUAUACAUGCAGCUGAGAAAUUUGAAUUAUUGACAUGAACGUGCCCUCCUCCUCAAAACUAGGGGGCGAUAGGGGUCUUUGACAGGUUCAUGUCAGAGGUGGCAACAACCUCUGCUGGGCAUUUUUGAGCAAGAAGAUGGAGCAUCGUACAGCGUUGUUUUUGUGGCACAUGAUGUACGCGCUACUUUUUCUGCAGAUGAGAUGCACGCUACUCCUCAUCCCUGGUGUUUUUGUUCCGGAGUUAUGGGGGCGUGGUGCAUGCACACAUGUAUUGUCCGAUCAAACUCUGACUACUCUGGUUACAUGGUAGAGAAAAUCGAAUUCCAGUCGCAUUAUCUGGGUGUCUUAAUUGGAGUUCUCCGACUCCAAUCGGAGUUCUCAAACCUGAUUAUAGUCAGACUGAGGUGUUUAAAUGCACUUCAGUUGUCCGGUCUUAAUCGGAAAAGGCAAUAACUCGGUUUUCUCGAGUGUCAUGUCAACGUACUGAGUGUCAGGAUGGGGUGCAUGUGUGAACGCGAACAAUGGAACUUUCAGUCUCUGUUGAUUCUGGCGCCCCCUGUGAACAAAGUGUCUUUGCUGACUUUUUCUGUACGAUAAGUGAGUUUUAUUUUGACAAAAAAAAAACAAUUCUUUUUGUCUCUUCACACUCAAAUGUCCCUUUUCCCCCGAAUUACCUGAGUGAGCAGUAUGUGUGAACAGAAACAUCUGAGUGUUUCACCCCGACAUCACCCAUUGUGUCAUUUCGGGGUAGAGUCCAAGCGACCUUAAUCAAUCUGACAUCAUGAUGAGUCUCCUAACACCCCCACACACCUCUGUCUGACAGGGGAAGCUUCACACUGUGAGGAUGUAGGAAGUUUUUGCCUCGCCACUGUCACUCAUGUUGGAUGAGAUGGAUCAAAUCUCUAGACUAGACCUGCUCUUUUUCUUUGGAAAGCGUCUUGGGAUAACGACUGUUGUGAAUUGGUGCUAUAUAAAUAAAAUUGGAUUGAUUGAUUGAUUGAUUGAUUGAUUGAUUGAUUGAUUGAUGUAUGAACAGUACAGUUAGGUAAUUUGCUCAGCCUGGAUGUCUAAAAAAAAGGAAAAACAAGGCUAAUUCUGCAGCGUGGUUGUGUUUUAAUGAAACCAGUACUGUUUCUUAUUGUCCUACUUGCUUUUGAGGUUCACUAAAAGGCAUCAAUAUUAAUCCAGUCUGUUUCAUAAUGAGCAAAAAUCUCCUUACAGGAACUUUAAUCCUGUUUUUUUUGUGCAGGCCCUUAUGUAAAAGUCUAAAAGUGAACUGAUGUGUGAAUGCAGCUGGUCUUAGUCUGGACUAAUUUAAUGUGAGCAAGUGUUUGGGAUGUGGAUGUUGUUCACUUGACGCUUCAUUUCUCGCCUCGGUUGUCUUUGCUAACUAUCUGCUGUUAUUAUAACUGUUGUGGAAGCAUCGCUGUUCAUGUUGAGGUGAUAUUAACAGAAAAAUUCCGAGGUAAGGGGAAAUGACUCCCCCGUCUCCUGCACACUCAGUUCUGGAAAAUGUCAAGUUCUGAAUGUCCUGAAGCAGCGGAGACAAUUUUAGGGGUUCAAGUAGGAGAGGGGCUUAAAAUAGACAUUAGUCAAUAAAAUGAUGGUGAGAAAAGACAGGUACAUGUAUGUCUCGCUUCUCUGAGUGUUGAGUGAGAAUAAAACAGGAGAUGCUUGAAAAAAUACUUCUGUGAUCCUAUCUGACAAAACAAACAGUGUCCAAAUCAAAAGUGCCACUAAAGAUAACAGAUAACAGCAAAAAUAACCGAUAAAAACAUCAAGAAAUACCUGUAAUAUUAAUUCCAGUUAGACCAAAGUGUUAUGAGUUAAAUAUACGUUACACAAGAGCAUGAGUCACCUACUCCCCCACAGCUCAUUCACCACCCGUGAGACCACAGCUCAUUGUGUGACACUUUGUGAAAUGACAGACUGGAGAGCUGAAAGUGCAUCCUAAAUGAUUCGUCUGUCCCCCCUGGAUCCUCGCCUUCAGGAAUCUCUGUCCGAGUCGGCCUGAAAGCGUCAGAAGAGACACUGAUGUGAAUCCUCCAACUCCUAGGUCCUCCAUGAAUAAUUGCACACACCACUGCCCAUCUUUUGUAUCCUGUGGGUAAAUUGGAGGUGACAUCGGGUUUUUUUUUAGACUACCUGAUUGGGUGCUGGAUGUCGGUUUUUGGAGAUCAGGGAACACAGGAGAAAGUGUGGGCGGACGGUUAGACACACUGACUUCAGGAAAUAUUGUAAGGCACUGAGAGAAAAUGGAGGAAUCGUAUCCUGUAAAUCACCGCUCUGGUGCAGAUUAAUGAAAGCACUGACAGUAGAUGUCAUACAUUACCAGAGUGCAUGGGCACAGAUUCAAAACAUUUCCAAGGACUGGUGAGAUAAAUAUACAGUUUUUCACCCGCAGACAGACUCGAUAGGAAGGGAAAUUAACUUCAGGGUGUGAUAACUCAGAUUAAAAAUGACCUGACAACUAUCAUUUCAAAAGGAGUUUACCAAAAUACUAAUUAUUAAGAAGUUUGACCAACCCCGGACAUUGAUUUAGUUGUUUAUUUUGCAUUUAUGGGGAAAAAUAUUCAGCAUUAAUGAAGUUCCUGUUUGCCUCAGCUUCAUGUUUAGUGCCACAUUUAUUAAAGCUACUAUAAGGAGUUUUAACUUUUAAAACAAACACUGGUCAUCAAAAAGGAAAUUAAUUAUAUGGAGUGAUAACCUCUGAAGUAAAAAAAAAAAUGAAGGUCUUUUCUUUUUUUGUUCCAACCACUUUGGAGUCAAUACUCUUCCUCCCACUGGGUUAAUAUUUUUAUCUAAAAAUCAAGGACUGCAGAGGUAAUUUAGUCGUAUGCUGUGUGAUGUGAUCUGCUGUCCAAAUCCCCAAAAUAAAGAAUUUUUAAUAAAUGACAGCAAAAUUGCAGAUCCUCGAGAGUCCCCUAGAGGAGAUCCCUUAACACUCAUGUCAACAUCCAUCCAUCUACUUUCAUUACUGCUUCCCCUAUUCGGGGUCACGGCGAGGCUGGAGCGUAUCCCAACUGUAAUUGGUCAGGAGGCGGGUUCCACCCUGGACAGGACGCCUGUCUUAUCACAAGUCAGAGAGACAAAUAUCCAUUUAUACGCUCACUCUCACGGGCAGUUUAACAUGUCAAACAUGUUUUAGGACUGUGGGAGGAAGCUGGAGGAAGCUCAGGCAUGCACAGGAAUGAACCAUAGACUGUAUAAAGAAUGGACAGCGUCUGCCUCCUCGCUGGGUGAAGCCACUCUGAGAACAGCACCCUCUGUUGAUGGGCUGCAGUACAGGUCAUAAAUCCCGCCUCCGCCAGCAAAGCUUAUGGGACUGUGGACAAACUUUAGAAAUUUAUUACACAGAACAUAAAUGUUUCUCCCCCCCUGGUUGUGAUGUUGACAUGUAGUUCUUGUAAGACUGGUUUGUGCUCAAGUCCUUUUUUUUCUGUACAGCUCAGUUUUUUAAAGUUAUUAGGGGGUUCAUGUUUUCUAUGAUUGACACCUGGUACAGCCUAUGGGCGUUCAGGGAUAGCUCUUCCAGGGGGAUACGCUGUUUGAGCCGAGCGUCAUCACAGAGACUCUCGGCGACUGCGCGGCCGAAUGUGCGCAUCGCUACUGCACAGCUCUGGUUUCAAGGAAGUGGAGAAAAACCCGGAAUUACCGAGAGCUUUUUGGCUUCAAAUCCGUAUACAGGCGGAAGAUGGAACCAGGUUGUCCAUAGUAUAUACAGUCUAUGGAAUGAACAUGCAAACUCCAUACAGAGAGGCCCUGCUGGCAUGGUAACUGUGCUAACUGCUGCUCCACCCUUGUCACGAUAACACCAUAUCAUACGUCAGAAAUAAACAUGACAACAGCCUAACUCAUUAAUAAUAACUAAUUUCUCUAUUUACACACACACUGCCUAUUUGACGGCUGUGGAUGAUGUCCAUGUACCACAUCCAUGUUUUAAAACAGUCCAUGUGAUAUCAUGAGGAGCGACGACGAGCUCUGUAAAUGUUCAGAAACAAAACAAAGAGUCUAAAUCUGAGGAUGCAGAUGAGACUGUCUUGUAAAAAGCUGUGGUUGACUAAUAAUGAAUGAGGUAAAGAAAGGAUGAUACCUGCUGACACGCCAACAAGCUUCAUUCAUACAACACCAGCUGCAUUUUCAUGGUACACACGUUAUUUUGUCAACAGUUUCCCUGAACUGCCGGCCUAGCUGUAGAUUUGUGGUCCAGUUUUCAACGUUGUUUUUGCGACAGUAUGAGUGAAUCUUCGGGAUAAUAAAAAUAACUUUUUCUGUAGCCGACCCUUAAGCUGCUUAAACAGACAAUUGCUUUUGAGAGUACAGCUUUAUUUUCGUAGUAAAUCUGUGCAAAUUCCUUGGUGCCGUUUAUGCAUCAGUCAAGUGCCUCGGCUCGUGCGCCGCUCAUGAUGUGCUCUGUGAAUUUUUAAUGCGCCCUGCAAAAACAGGGAGUUUCUCACGGCUUCACAUUCUUCCUGUUACUUUUCAUGAGGAGGGACUUCACCCCACCUCAGGGCGUCAUCGUGGAUAUCCACUCACACAAAGAAAGAAACUACUGUAGCAAUCUGAUCACCUGCUUACUUACAUCUUCUUACGCAACCAGGAGGAUUUUUCUUCCAAUCUCUGCACUGGGACUCUGUAUCAGGGCAUGAAAAACCUGCUUAUCUGCAGUCAAAAGGACCAGAGUUUCCUAACCUUUUUUUUCCCCAGAAACAUAUGCGCUUCUGCUUUAUCUCAGAGCUGCCAUGUUUUUUCAAUUUGCCCUCCUAUAUUUUCUUGAUAUGAGAUAAAUCUGUGAUUACCGGAACUUGAUUAAAUUCUUCUCCACGAGGAAAAGGUUUCCGGAAGGCGAGGUGACAGAUCUGACACAGAACUGCCACCCUGACAAAUAAUAAUCAUGGUGAUAAACCUAAUGUAUGGUAAUUCCGAUAUCUGCUGCUUUUUCCAUCUAGCUGUAGUGUUCAUUUAGAUUUUUCUCAAAGCCGACACAAGAUGGAAUUUAUUACAAAGGGCUAAAGUCAGGCCAGAAUGAAAUCCAGAUACAUUUUCAGCUCAUCUCCUCUGAAAUUCUCAAGAAUCAGGAAUUUUAAGGAUUAUGAAAAUGAACCCUGACUGUAACAAACACAGUCUGCUCACUCUUCACUCUGCAGGAUGUUGAUGAACAACAUUCCCCCGCUGAGGUUGUCAUAUAUAUUUCAUCUUGUUUAUUCAUCCGUGUAUAUAUUACAUCUCUUUGUUUGGAGUCAAAGGUUGAGUUAUAGAUAUAGAAAGAUAGAUACUUUAUUAAUCACUAGUGGGAAACAGCAAGACUACGGCAGCUGAAUUCACGGGCAGUCAGAAAAAAUCAAACAGACAUUCAGGCACAUGAAAGCACUCAAGAUGAAAGAUUUAUCAGAAAAGAUAUAUCUUACUUAUUCUCUAUCGAAUACAUUUAGAUAUAAAAGUAUUCAAAAUGCAAAUUUAUUCAAUGUGCACAAUUUUAUGCUGGAAUCAGCAGAAAUAUGAAUAUCUUGAAAUCUGAAUAACAGUAUGUCUGGUCAAUAACUGAGGAGGGAAUUAAGCCAAAACUGCAAAUGUGACCAUCAUGGUUACGGUCAGCAGCAUCUAUCAAGAAUAUCUGUGCUAAAAUUCAAAAGAAACAAGGACAUCUAAAUGUGGAGGAAAUUUGAGUCAGUUUUUGUGUUAAUUACCAACAAAAACUUUAAAAAAGUAUUUCCACAAAUAGAAAGUACGUCUCAUAAACUGCACUGUCAGGGUCCUAAAGAGCUGAGGGAAUUUGAGGAUGUCUCUUGUUUCUGUGUGAGUGUGAGAGACAGCCUCAUUCCUGCAGACAGCACAAAUCGACUGAUGUGAGUGUGAUGAGGCAGAACUGACAGAGAAGACGAACACUAUGGGAAUUUAAUAUGAAAGUGGCCGACCAGAAAAAAGUAUGCAUGGAAAAAAUCUUUUCCGAUGGCAACCCUCUUUUACCACUUGUAAGUGUCAGCAAUGGAUGGGUAGAGCUGCAAAGAGAAGAACACACACGUACGCACACACAAGACGAAUGGGGGAAAAGGUCAGCAAAAUAACAAUUGAUCCUUAUCCUUUCAUUGGGGGCGAUGAACUUUGGCCAGAAAUCACAUUUCCUGACACGUGUAUGUAGCUGACAGACGGUUCUUCUUCUCUCAACAAAGCCUGAAGGCGUGGAGUGCAGCUGCACAGAUGUAUGUUGAAGACAGAUUUGUCCACCUGAUUGAAUCUUGAUGGCGUCAGACGUCCUAAUCUCUAUUUAAUAGCUGAAGUGUGUGAUCUGUACAAUCUCAAUUAUAUUCACAGUUUUUUUUUUCUUCUGUUUUUCUUUUGGUUUUUAAACUCUUACAGUGUUGAUCAUGCAGACUAGGUCGUACAGAAUGUUUUAAAACUACCGUAACACAUCUUUCUUUCUUUGGAAAAAAAACAGCAUUGAUAAUUGGGAACAGUUUUCUAGCUGGAAUUAUCAGAAACAACAAACACUCUACAAGUAUGUUGUGGGGAAAACUAAGCAAAGCAUCUUGAAGACGUUCACUAGAGGACAUGGUGAAGAACUGUGCAGAGUGAAAGUGUGGACCCAGUAGGUCAAGUCUUCACUCGCAGGUAUCUGACUUAGCAUGCUGAUUUUAGUGUUGAACAAUAAUCAGGAAGGUGCAUCUUUGAUUUAGGUGCUUUGUUUACUUUUGGUCCAAAAAAAAACUGCACUGAAGUGGAAUUUUAGAAAAAAAAAAAACUAUUUCAAUAUUUUAAGACUAAAUCUACUUAUAUACAGUGCAUGUCCGGUGUUUUUAUAGACCCCAUUGAAUGUUGUAUACAAUAAAAAAAACAUAAUUAUUAUGACAUGAGGCUGUCUUUGAAAAAUCUUUAAAACAUACAAUGAAUCUACACCACAUUAAUUAUUUAAAGGGAUAUUCAGAUGUAAAAUUAAUUUAAGAUCAAACACACUGUAACACACGGACUGCUGCGGGGUGAAGCAGCUCAAGGAAGAACAUUUAUGAUCAUUUCUUCAUCAUUUCCUUGAAGUAAUAAUCAUCAUAUUUAUUAUUUUGCACUGCAGACGCAGUAGUUCUUCUGCCUUAGCGUCUCGGUCUGAUUGCAUUUCCAUGAAGAAAUGAUUAUAAAUGUUCUUCCUUGAGCUGCGUCACCCCGCUGCAGUCCACAAUGGACUGGCCUGAGGUCUCACUACAAACAAGCGGCUGCUGGAAGAGAGUAGGUGAGUUGUGUUUAGUCUCUUUGCUAAAGAAGUUAGGCAAAGUUAAAAAGAUGUUUGGUGGCUAGCACUAUGGCUAGGACCCUAUAUGUCCUGUUGAUGAAGUUAGGUGCUGUUCUGAGCAUUAUUUGUGGUGUUUUAGUUGAGGUUUGUUUAUAGCUCCUCAGACCGCUGUGUAUUGCUAUUGUGCUGUCGUUACUAAAGUUGGUAUAACUAGAGAAGCAAGCGGUCGGCAACAUUCAUCUCUCAAGGGGGUGUCUAACUCAGUGUUACAGUGUGUUUGACCCUAGGAAAAACUUCUACAUCCGGACUGUAACUAAGUCCAUUUCAACUUACUUGGAUCCUACCAUCAGCGCAUCAAAUGAACACAACUAAAUGUUAAACUAAAUGAUAAAUAAAGGAGGUUUUCUCGAAAUACUGUUCCUUUUUCAUAUGUUGGUGAUGUUCAGGCCUCUAUAAUGCUUUGGUUUUAACUCUUUUUGAAAGGUGUUUCCACGUGAACUCUAGUGGCGUAAACUCCUUGAUUUACUCUUGUCUGUCUUUGUAGGAUGUAAAACAGAGUGGGACGGGAUCGGGUGCUGGCUGCGAGCCGAAGUAGGACAUGUGGUCAACAUUUCCUGCUCGGAAGUCUUCCAGCAUUUCUCCAGUAAUCAAGGUAGGUUUCCACGUCACUCCACAAAACAGCACAGACAGAGAAGGAAACCCGUUAUUCAACAAACAGGAAAGUUAGACGUCUCGUUCUUUCCUGGUCUGAACGCCUCGUAUGUUUAUCUGCAGUGCUGUUGCAAGCUGGAGUCACUCUGAUUAAGAAGCACGGCAAUGAAAUAUUUAUGUUCAUUUGCAAGAAUAUAAAUAAGCUGGGAAGUUUCUGGCAGAAGAAAUGACGUGUUGUGAAACGUUGUGUGCGGGGUCCAUCACACUGUGACAUCCUCCCCGGCUGUUGUAGGAUUUGUGCCUUCAGAGAAAUACUGCUCAUGUCACCAGAAGAGACACUUUCUGAUAUGAAAGUAUUACAGUCAUUAAAGUUAAAGGUGACUUAAAGUUUUGGAAGUUUUAUUUGUGGAGGCGAUGCAAGGAGUAAACGAGUUAUUCUUGCUGUUUAUUCAAUCUCACAAAUAACACAGUGGUUUGAAAUAAUGAGGCGUUAGGCGUUGAGUAAUCUUAGAUCAAUUAUUAAUGGUUUGCAUCUGUAAAUGAGUGUUUAUAGGACAGCGAGUGCAUUUUUAAAAACCCUUUAUCUCCAGCUUUGAAUGCACAUCGUAAACAAACAAAACAGCAUUGUUUUUCUUGUUGUCUUUAUAGGAUUGUCAUUGUGAUCAUCAUCAUUAUGGGAAGAAAGGUCAGGCUCAUUACGGCUCCUUCCUCUGAAUCUUGAUCGACAUUGUGGCUCAUUAUGAUCUAAAUUGCAGAUCACUGUCAGACCAGAGUCUUGGCUGCGUUAGUUCCUGUUCACACAGUUCAGAGACAACAUCCCGUGCCGUGCACCUGUGCAUGUCUUCUGUUUUGCCGUAGUGUGCUACCUGCGUUAAAACACCUGGAGAUGUUCGGAUCCCCAGACACACCAGAGCACACAAUGACGCGGCUGACCUUUUUCUCCCGAUACCCACAGCUUCCAAAUGGACAUUUACAAGAACUGACUGUGAGAGGAUUCGAACGAGAGCAUAAAAGCACCGAAUGUUUUCUGACUGGAUGAACUAAUGGAGUGAAAUGGUGCAGGCGAGGAAAGGACAGGGUAGGAAUUCAAUUGUGGGGGACUGACAACUUUUUGGAGCUGUGCUGUGAAGAAGAUAAGUUUGUUAAUGAAGAUAUAUGUGAAGAAAACACAAGAAACUCCAACUGUCUGGCGGUUAAAGACAGGUGAAAGGAGAGGAGACUCAGUAAUCGAAAUAUACUGUUGUGCUUUUUACACAAUAUGUGAUUAACCUUCCUCCUGUUAGCUUUGACUUCGCACCCACUAUGUCUUAAAUCAGCUGCAAAUUACACUACAAACAAUUCUCUAUCAUCCAAUUUGGUUCUCAUCUCAAGGUUACCUUGUUAAGCUUCAUUAUCCAUGAAAAUAUUGCUUAUAAUAUUCUUUUGUAGUGGUCCUCUGGGCCUUUCUAUGCCAGUAAACCCCUCACACAGACAUCUAUACUGAAUUGAUCUCACAUGUCUGGACAUGCCCGAUGUUGUUUUUUGUGCAGGGAAAAACAGGCAAAAUGAGAAUUUCCUGAAUCUCACAUGAUUGGAAGAGGAUCUGACUGUCAGUGUGGUGCCUGUCAGUGCACUAAUCAUUAGAUAUUGAUCUAACCGGGUCAACAGCGACCCUAACACGACAAGUGCCAUAAUUUUAAAAAAGAGCAUUUUAUCAUUUAGUCAAUCAAAUUUUGUGGUUCCUGACAAAGUCAAAAAGUCUCGAUGCAAAAAAGCUCAUUUAAGUGGUUCUUUUAUGCAUUUAAAAUCAGAAACGGGUCGGUGCAGACCCUAACACAGGAGGAGGGAGAAAGGUGAAAGGGAUAAAGGUGAAGAGUACGUCCCUUUGUUACAAAUGUGGUUCAUGAUUUCAGCAUUCAGUCUUACAAUACGUAUAAAAUGAAGGCUGCAUGUGCACACAUGUAGCUCAAAUAUUUUAGUCACAUUUCUGCGUCUGGUAAACUGGCAUUUCACACAACCUCUGACAUUUGCCCAUCAUCCGUCUUUUUGAAGCCUAAGGUUUAGCACAUUGGCUGUCACCAUGCAACUUCACUGGAGCCAUAAGGUAUGAUAUUUGGUCCAAAGGGUUAAGCUCGGGAGGACCAUGGAGUCGAAAAUGUCAAGUUUUGAAAGCUGUUGAGUUUUCGCCCAUCAGCCAGUUCGAGGCAAAUCAAGUACAUGCUCUUUAAAAGCGAGUCUUUAUCUGUGAUUGUAUCUCACUGCAGUUGUAAGCUUUUACGCUAAGAAAACUUAAGCCCUUUCCAUGCUGCUUGUUCAGGGUGUUAGUUUAUGCCCCAUUACAUCUCUUCUUUAACAUGAUAAUGGUAGGACCAAGUUUUCCCACUACAAUUCCAGCGUUAAAGAUAGCAACAGAGGUGUUGAAGUGGCAGCACACUGUUAGCAGGUGGAGCAUGAAGGGCAAAACGUCACGUUAUCAGGUCAGCUUUCACCAGAACACUAUUCUCAUCAACACGUAUGAAAAAGAACUUUUCCUGAGAUAAAAUAUUUUGAUAAGAAAUUCUUGGGUUCAACAUUUCUUUUAGUAUUUUUGUGCAUUUCUGACCAAAAAGUCCAACUACCAGAUAACAAAAAAUCAAUCAAUCAAUCAUUAAUUUGUAUAGAGCUUUUGGUACAGUGAGAUGUAGCACAAAGUGUUUCAAAGAAAAUCAUUAAAAUCAUAAAAAAAGGAAAAAAAAAAACAGAUUAAUCUAAGUGUAGAGACAAGCAGAUAUGUAUGUAAACACAAAAUAAUAAUAAAAAUGAAACAACACAGAAUGACCUGAGGAAGCUAGGAAACACUAUCAUGAGACCAUAAUGAGUAAACACCAGAGGUAGGAUUAAAAUGUUAAAAUUCAAAAUGGAUGAAAUGAAAAUAAAUACAUAAAAUCAAAUAAUAAACAGAUGAUAAAACACUAAAACCUAAAUAAACACUGAAAGUAAGUACUGAAGGAUACGAGAAUAAAAGGAAGAAUAAAAGAAAGUCAGACAAAAAAAAAAAAAAAAUGUUAGGGAGUCAUACGUGAAUAAUGCAAGUUGCACCCUAUUAAAAUAAUGGCCCAAGUCAUUUUUUGUCAAAAAUGAGUUUUUGACCUAAAUCGUGCUUAAUUCAUCUCAAGAUAUGAUUUAGGUGCAAGUAAGUGCAAGCAAUAAAAAUGAGAAAUACUCUAUGAAAUUUGUAAAAAAGAGUAACAGUUUCUUUUUCUUUAGCUUCAGAGAUGCACUUUUAGAUGGGGUCUAAUGGGGACUGGCUGACAUUUCGAGUCAGCCUCAAGUGGUCACUCAAGGAACUGCAGUUUUUGGCACUUAGGUAUUAGUUCAUGAUAACUAAUUAAGUUUUUGGUAAGUUUAAGAUGUUGUAUGAUUUUGUUUCAAUGUUGAAAUCACUUAAAACAAAUACAAAAUCUCCUUGUCUGUCACCUCAGGACAUGUUUACAGGAAUUGUACAGAGGAUGGCUGGUCAGAGAUGUAUCCAAACUUCGAGGAGACGUGUGCUUUAAGUGAUGACAGCGAGCCUGAAACCGAGGUAAAAAUCUGGCUCAAAGUGGUGCCACACUGACAGUACCCCAUCAGUUGCUAAUGCCAAUGGUGAAUGGUGAAUGGUGAACCUUCAAAACUCCAGAGGUGGCAGAGAGUUAUCUUAGGUCAUAGCGUGUUUCAUCAGUUUUGUGUUUGUAUCCAAACCCCCGCAACGCUUUUCUGUGACAUUCACUCAGGUCAGACAUGUGAAAGGAUCCGGUUUUUAUCACUCACACAAUGUUCCUCUCUCUGCAGACGAGUUACCUCUCCACGUUCAGACAGGUUUACACUGUGGGCUACGCCACCUCGCUCAUCUCCCUCAUUACGGCGAUAGUGGUGUUCACAGCUUUCAGGUAAGACCAGAGAAGCACACACUGUCCUGGAUACACACACACCAACAUCGGGCAAAAACAGAGACGACAAUGACAGGGAUGCUCACUCACCCGAUAAGCACUUUGCAUUUUUCUUACACUUUCAAAAGACACAAAUAUCCAAGCAUUCAGGCACAGACAGUUUGAUUGAUUCAGGCCGAGUUAAGCUGAAGUUUGGGAGACUUCUUAUACAUGCAAAUAUUUUCCACUUCCUUGUGUGUUUUAGGAAGUUCAGAUGCACCAGAAACUACAUCCACGUCAACCUGUUUUCCUCCUUUGUUCUGAGAGCCAGCGCUGUUUUCAUCAAAGACACCGUGCUGUUUGCUGAUGAGACCCUGGACCACUGCUCUGUAUCCACGGUGAGCGUGCUCAUUAGUCAAUUACGUUCCCAUCAUACGGCAGAUUCUCACAUCUGUGUGAUUAAGUUAGCUCAGAAAAGAGACAGGGAAGAUGAGCCAAAGAGGAGGAAACAUCAGGUAAUUAGCUAAAUUGCAAAAUCUCUGCGCCAGAAAACAAGAUUGGGCAGUACUUUUAAAAGAUAUAUUUUUAACUCAUAACUACUUCAGGAAAGAGGGUUGCAUGAUAAAAUUAUACCUGAACCUGUGUGUUAGUCUGUCUUAAAAUAACUUCCCCUCCAGUAGCAGAAACGUUUUGUUGUGUCCUCUCCAGGCAGCGUGCAAGUCUGCCGUGGCGUUCUUCCAGUUUAGUAUUCUGGCCAAUUACUUCUGGCUGCUGGUGGAGGGCAUGUAUCUGCAGACGCUGCUGGCCCUGACCUUUGUCUCUCAGAGGAAAUACUUCUGGUGGUACAUCCUGAUUGGAUGGGGUGAGUAGAAAACAGUUUGAAUGAGAGCAGCUAUAGUCUCGGACGGACUUGUUCUAAUAAACAAAACACACUUCGUCGUUUCCAUUGAGCGCUCGCAGUCAACCUCAGAGAAGCAGCUCAGGUCUUCUCCAUCUGAAGGCCAUUUAACAAAUCUUACUGUCUCCACACACGAGAGUAAAAUCAUUUGCACGAAUGAAUUACAUGGAAAGUCAACGCAAAGACGCAAUUAGACGCUUUUGCUACUCCAGCGGCAUGAAUGAUGCGAAUUGGGCGGGAGCUGAAAAUGUCUCAACUUAAGCGGAUAUUUGAGUCGCGUUAACUUUCAUGGACAGCUUUCACAGUUGGAUAGUGUGUCAGAAACAGUACGGCAAGGCAAAUCUGAAAGUCGUUUAUCAUGUGAGUAAUAAUUAAAAAAGUUACAAGAGAUCCUGAAAACAGUUGAAACAGCCCUUUAGUCUGUAAUUUUCUGUAUUCUUUGAAGGUUAUUAUCAAAAGCCUAGAGAAGACAAAUUUCUUACUGAGGAUAAUUUCAUAAAAAGUUUGAGUCAAAGUAUCUACGUCGACUCUGUUUCUGUCUCCACAAACCAAGCGCGAGUAAAAUCAUUCGCGCGAAUGACGCGAAUUAGGCACAAGCUGAAAACAUCUCAACUUGAGCGGAUAUUCGCGACGCAAUAACUAAUCAGCACGAAGGUUGCCGGGUGAUGUAUGAAAACAGACGGUUGUUCACUGAUACCUAAAAUGGAGGACAAACUGAUCGUGGCGGUGUGUAGGUACCCCAAAUUACACGAUACCUUUUCUUUCAAUUACCGAAACCAGAAUUAAAAGGAGCUCACCUAGAGGCAAGUGAGUGAGGAGGUCGGAUUACCUGGUAAAUUGCAAGAAAACCUUCGUCUAUCCUUUGAUCCUGCAGGUUAGAUUGGCAGGGAUUACCGUUGAAAUUACCGUUGACGUGCGAAUGAAGCGAGCAAAUACUACUAAGUCACGCAUCUACAUUCGCGCGAAUAAAGCGAGUAGAUGAUUUUACUUGGGCUUGAUGUGAGCGCACCAUUAGAGUUUGGGCCCAGGGUGACUAAAGUUGCUCAAGUUUUCUAAGUAGAAGCCCAUCUGGAGGUGAUGUUUCCGAUAGGCGACUUCAUGCUGUGAGGGACAAGUUUGAAAAAUUUGGAGGGCAGAGCUCGAGAAAAUGCAGAAAGGUGCAAAUGUGAAAGCAGCUAUGAGAUUGUUAUUCUCUUGCCAUCUAUGAUUGUUGAGGAUUCGCCUCUUGUCAUUUUUGACUCCGAGUUAUUCACCCCAACUGACAUUUUUGGGUGGUAAUCAGCUCACCAGAAAAUCAGGUCCCUUCCCCAGCAUUUUCUUGCUCUCUUUCCGUUUUUUUUCUCCGUGAUAAAUCUUUCAUAACAGUUACGUAUGCUAACCCUCUUUCAAUUCAGUUAGCGUUUACUGAUCUCCGCACACAGCUUGGAGAAAAAAAAAGAAAAGCCUACAUCUAAGAGAAAUUAAUGAAGAAGUACCUUGAACGUGUGGUCAGCUGAUUUAAUCUUAAGAGCAUCUUACCACAUGAGAAAAACAAGUGAGGAUAAAUGGAAAAAAUACAACGUCAGUUCUCGAGGCUUACCGCAAACACUCGAGGCUCUGUUAGAGAGACACUGAUUCAUAUGUUAAUUUGAGCCCUUUGUUUGGGGUGGUGUUUGAUUACAGUAGACUGAAUUACACUGUUACUUAAUCUACUUCCUGUCACAUCAUUUAUCCACCUGGAGAUAGAAACCUAUUUGUUGGCAUUAGCCCUUUUUUUUCAGGCUGGGACUUUUGUGCCCCUUAAAUGUAAAUGCCACAGAGGGGAAAUACCACUAUUAACCCUCAUAUGACCAGUUACACUCAGUCUGUCUGGAUUUGUUUUGAUUAUUUGCUUGUAAAAUUCCUGCUUUACCGUAAUGAUGAGUAUGUCAUGCUAUUCAUGACUUUCGGGAACCAUUUGAAUUUUUCUAAAUUGCGCUUAUGGUCCAGGAGUUACGGUACUAAUGUAAGGACUCCAUGUGAAAGUGCAAAGGUGUGAUGAUUGUUACUGUGCUAAUCAUGUUCAAAGGGCUUCGGCCUUGAUAUCUAAAACCUGGAAACCUUUUGUUCAUAUAAUACAAGCUGCUAAAUUUUAUUUAGGGUGACCUUAAUUUGGGGGCGGAGUCACGCAGUUGCACGUAGUUAAUAUUGAGAGUUUUUUUGGGUCGGAUUGAGGUUUUUUUUUUUACUCAGAACUUCCAUACAAAACCACAGACAUUUGAAGGAUUUUAUAAAGUCCCCCUGACAAGACUGGACAACCUCCAAAAAAGUCACCUUAUUUCACUUCCUCACUUAAUUUGCUCUAAUUUCUGUGUGCUUUGAAUUUCAUGUGUUUUCCUAUCAAUGUGCUGCUCAUUCAGCUUUCUUUCAAGGGGUUUGUUUGCGUAUUUUGGUGUAUCAACCUGUUGAGUAUUUCAUUGAAAUUGUAUUUAGUGUCACGAACUGAGGCGCAGAAGGCAGGACACAACUGCUCGACACUAAAUCAGAAGGUCUAAAAAGCGCAAUGGUUUAAAGUUCAUGCAAGGCUUGACUAUGACUAUGACUAUUAAAGAAUGCUGGUAUGAGGACUAUGAAGCACAACAAACUGGGGAUUAGCGUCAGAGACAUGAGGUUAAAUACAAGAGGUAAUGAGGGUGAUGGGAAACAGGUGGGGAGACACAAUCAGGAUGCAGGUGUGUCAAAAUGGAGGAACAAAUCUAGAAAACAGAGACAAGGGUUAAUGAUCUACAAAAUAAAACAGGAAGGACAAGACAUGAAACGAAACAUGAGUGUGCAAAAUGAAAGGAAACUUAACAUAAAUAAACCAACAUGACAUUUAGAGUAGCAGUGAAUCUUAUAUUUUCCAGAAAGUGUCCCUAUCCAUGUGGAAAAUAUAAUAAAAUCCCUUAAGAUCCUUUUUCUUAUUUAUCUUUUUCAACAUCUUUUUAAAAAGUAUCCGUCUUUACUGUUUUUUAAUCAAACUUACCUCCAGUUGAGAUCUGCAGCAGCUGAACCUUCAUGCCGGAGAGGAUGAAAAAAAUAUGAAACGGUCUUUUUAGAGAGGUUACAUCACAGCAGCUCGAGGCUUACGUGGCUCCCCUUGGGAAAUGAGCACAUCUCUGAUGUCCACACUGUAAACUUGGCCAAGCGUGGAGGUGUUCUGGACCCAGAAAUGGGACCCAUCAGUCUGUUUGUGAGAGACACAAAGGUCAGGCACGGAGGAAAUGAUUGAAAGGCAGAGGAAGACAACCACAGCUCGGCAAACUUUGAGAGACGUGUCUGAAUAUCUCUUGGGCAGUGCCUCAAUCAGACGCAAAAUAACUGUUCAUAACUUCAGAAAAUGACAAAACAACUCAACAGGAGGUUGUCUUCGCAGAUUUAAGGCACAGAAUAUUGAAAAUAUUGUCUGUAACACCCAAAAACACAUUUCAACCUGACUCUAAAACAAAACCAUACACUGUACCGCAGAAAAAUACACACUCUUUGUCCUGAGGUUUCUGUGUGUUUACAACCCAGGGUUUUUGUUAGUGUAUCUGUGUUUGUGUGCGAUGUUUACCCAACUCCCGCUGUGACCAGUUUUAUCCGCUUCUUUCUGGUUGGCACUAUCUCACUCUCUCACCUGCGUCCCGCUUUUAUCCUGAGCUUGAGCCGCAGAUUAUUUUAAUAAACCGAGUAAACGAAAUGCUCGCUCGAGGGUUUCUCUCUGAAAACAUGCAGUUAACAUGUAAACUUGACCACAGGUGUCGUCAGGGUCAAUUAUCACACACGGACACUCGUAUUAUAAUAAUGCUCUGCUUUUGUUUUGUAGGACUCCCGUCUACAGUUCUGAUACUGUGGGUCUUGACCAGAUACUUCUAUGACAACAGCGGGUACAGUAUUAACAAAUUAUAUCGUCUCUUCAUUUCACCUCUAUAAUCUCUGUGUUUAACUGUACAUUUGAACAUUUUAAUGCUUAUUCUGUCUUUAAAUGCAGCUGCUGGGAUGACACAGAAAACGUUGCUAUCUGGUGGAUCAUCAAAGGUCCGAUAACAGCUUCACUGCUGGUGAGAGUUUUCAUAUUUUUCUCACUCGAUUAAAAUUUUGUAAAUUUUUUUCCACUCUUGAGGUAUUCAUACAGACUUGUGACCUCAUCCCUGCUAGGUCAACAUCGUCAUCUUCAUCAAUGUGAUCCGAAUUCUGGUUCAGAAGCUCAAAUCUUCAGCCAUGGCAGGAAACAAUGACACGGGACAUUUCAUGUGAGUCAGAAAGUGAAAACAAAAAAAGUUGGACCUUGAGUUGACUCAUGGAGAGGCUGCCUUCAGCCAUUAUGGCCCAAAGUUAUGGAACAGCCUGCCAGAGAACAUCAGGACCGCAGAGACUGUUGAUGUUUUUAAAAGGAGGCUCAAGACUCACCUUUUUAGCUUAGCUUUUAGCUGAUUUAACUGUUUUAGUUUAUUUUAUCCUUUACUUUUUUCACAUUUUUAUAUCAUUUAGAUAUUUUAACAUUAUUUUAAUUUAGUUUUAAUUUAUUUUAUCCUUUACUUUUAUCACAUUUUUAUAUCAUUUAGAUAUUUUAACAUAAUUUAAUUUAAUUUUAGUUUAUUUUAUCCUUUACUUUUAUCACAUUUUUAUGUCAUUUAGAUAUUUUAACAUUAUUUUAAUUUAGUUUUAAUUUAUUUUAUCCUUUACUUUUAUCACAUUUUUAUAUCAUUUAGAUAUUUUAACAUUAUUUUAAUUUAGUUUUAGUUUAUUUUAUCCUUUACUUUUAUCACAUUUUUAUAUCAUUUAGAUAUUUUAACAUUAUUUUAAUUUAGUUUUAGUUGAUUUUAUCCUUUACUUUUAUCACAUUUUUAUGUCGUUUAGAUAUUUUAACAUUAUUUUAAUUUAGUUUUAGUUGAUUUUAUCCUUUACUUUUAUCACAUUUUUAUGUCAUUUAGAUAUUUUAACAUUAUUUUAAUUUAGUUUUAGUUUAUUCUAUCCUUUACUUUUAUCACAUUUUUAUAUCAUUUAGAUAUUUUAACAUUAUUUUAAUUCCUACUAUCUCUUAGUCUUUUUAGCUCCAGUGUUUCCUCGUGGGGGCCCUCCACACUGGGAGGUGUGUCUGGUCCACCCCCAGGGGGCGUGGUCCCACUAUGUGCGGGGUGCACCCGGGCUGUCUGGGUCGGGGGUCUCGGGGGCGGUGCUCCCUGUGGGGGUGGGCUGUGGCUCCUGUCGGUGUGGACGGCUCCCAUUGGUGGUCUUUCCUUACCAGGAUCCUCAGUGCCUUGCCAUGUUUUUACUGACAGUUAGUGUGUGGGUGUGUGGAUAUGUGUGUGCGUGUAUGUGUGUGUGUGGGGGGCCUGCUGUUCAUGCCUGUAUGUGCUGCUGUGGGUGGGAAGGGACGGGUUUUAUGCCUAUUUAAUUGCCUUAUAUUCACCGUUGUUUGUUUUUUUACCGUUGUUUGUUUUUAUCUUUUUGUAAAGCACCUUGUGUUGCAGCUUAAAAGCAUGAAAGGUGCUAUAUAAAUAAAGUUUGAUUUGAUUUGAUUUAAAAGGAUUGCAUUAAUAAAGGUGUAGCUUUGGUAGAACAGACAUUAGAUUUUAGUUGAAUACAUCAGGACCAAAAGCUAAAACACAAUCGAGCUGCAGCAGAAAACUACUUAUAAGAGAGAAUCGGCAGAGCAACAUGUGAAAGAUGUCAGGCUGUAAAAGCUUCCUGGUACUCCUGACUGCAAGAGUGAGUGUUACUUCACAGCAGGGAGCCAAACAGGAGAUGAAUGAACUGCUGAUUGUGUUUUUGAAGGAAACAGCUGAUGCCGAUCAGCUGAUGAAGGUGAGACUUCAGAGCUCUGCUUGAAGCUAACAAAGUCCUACAUCUGUGCGAUUAAUUUUUACUACAGCUUUCAUUUUUAUUUGAAGAUCAUGUAGGGAGAUAUCAUGACCCGGCCUGUUUCAGAAGUGGUUUUUCUUUCUGCAGGGUUUGUCAGAUACUGAUAUCAGCUUCUCUUUGAAAGAAUUACACGCUUCAUCUAUUGAUCGCGGUCACAGCGGGGUAAAAAGUGAGCUGUACUCUUCGGGAAAACAGUGGCAUUAACAUUCUACCUACUAAUCUGACAAGUUGAUGAAUACAAAUGCUCAAAACACGCUUCAAGUGCGUGUUUGGAUCUCUAAUGAAAACAGUUUUGGAGUGAGACAGAUUCAUAAAAACUCAAAGAUUCACAGAAGUGUUGGUCAGCAGUUAAAAAUGUAGUGAAAUCGGCUGAAUGUGAAUUAAUGUGUCAGUGACGGCAGCUCCUUUAAUGAGUUUACUCUAAAGAGAGAAAGGAGAAUUAAUUUCCUCUUUACAGUUUAGGAAAGAAAAAGCUGCGUUCAUAUUUCUACUCGGGAAAUAAAUCCUUCCUUUCUAUCGUCAUUUGGCUCAGACAUUCCAGUUCAGCUGAAUUAAUAUAAAAUGAGAGCGGCACAUAAAAAUAGCACCUGGAUACCAGAAAUAGAAAUCUUCUCUUCUCCGGGAGUGUGACAGGAUUGUUCCACCCGUUCAAUGGCUGUUGAUCUCUCAAAGGCUUCAUUUGUUCCUCUAUCAAACUUUAAUCCGAUUCAGACGGAUAGAUAGAUCUGUGAUGUUCACCUGAAAGCUUGGAUCCCAGCCAUGACAAAAGUCGAAUAAAAUCUUAUUAAAGGAUGACAAUAAUCUGAGAUUUUUUAGGUGGUGAUGUUAUAUCAGAUCAGAGUGUUUUUCAUGACUUUUUUCUGUCCUAAUAGGUAUUAAAUCUUCACUGAACCGCUCAGUGAUAGAAUCAUCAGAGAACAAAGUAAUCCAUAUUGGGAUUAGCCGCUCUUUAUUGAUCUGUGAUGGAUUAGCUUUGUGUUCAGAUAAGGUAACAUCUUCACAACAUGAGAGAUUAACCCUUAGGAACAUGAUCAGCUUAGAUGUGUUUUUUUGGAAUGUAUAACUUUAGUGAUCACCAUGAUAACAAACGUACACACGGUGUUUAGACAUCACCGAUCUAAUUCAGACUUCGCUUCGGGGACAAUGCGUCACAUUGUUAUAUUUUGACAUUUCAGUUUGAUCCACUGAUUAGCCCGGUGACGAUGAUGUCUUAAAGGUCGGUUUGUGAGAUUUGAUCUACGUGACAUCCGGGCGAACCCUGAUUAAAGUUUUCAAAAAUGUGACACAAUUUGACAUUUAAAACUUAAAAACUGAUUAGGCCGACGCUGAUAACAUGAAUAUUUCAACCUGGAGAUACCAUUAAUAAUGCAUCUGCUGAUUUUUGUUGUUUUUAUGAAAUGCAAAUAAAUAUUAAUCUCAUCAGAUAUUUAAAAAAAGGAGCUGUCUGUAUUUCUAAUCUGUUUGAAAAUUCUCAGAUUAUUUUUAACUGUUUAUCGGAUUCAACUGAUACUAGCCGUGACCUUCAUGGAAAAUGACCUGCUGGUGUGGCUGUGGCUCAAUCCUGAUCAACACUCUGGAUUAUGCGGCACAAGUCCUCUUCACGCUCCCUUUAGGAUACUACAAAGACCAGGGGUCAAACUGAAAACAUAGAAAUUUUAUAUUAGAAACAGCUUUUACUGUCGACAGCAUGAAGUUAUGGGAACAGAAAGGGUUUCCAAGUUGUGCCUCAUCGUUAUGUGGACUAAAGUCUAGUUUCUCGUCUUUCUUUCACUCCUUUAGGAGGCUGGCUAAAUCCACCCUCUUCCUCAUCCCGCUGUUUGGGAUGCACUACACAGUGUUUGCCUUCCUUCCUGAAACCACUGGAGUCGCAGCAAGACUCUACAUCGAGCUGGGGCUGGGGUCCUUUCAGGUAUCAAGCUAUAGAGUUUGAGAGUGGCAUCAGUGAUUGAUUUGAGAAAUUAAUGUGGGAUAUUUAAAGGGAUAUUCUGGCGUAAAAUUAAUUGAGGGUCAAAUUCACUGUAACACAGAGUUAGACACCCCCUCGAGAGAUGAAUCUUGCUGACCGUUUACUUCUCUAGUUAUACCAACUUUAGUAACGACCGCAUGAUAGCAAUACACAACAGUCUGAGGAGCCACACACAAACCUCAACCAAAACGCCACUCUAUAGCCACAAAUAACGUUCAGAACAGCACCUAACUUCAUCAACAGUACAUAUAGGGUCCCAGCCAUAGUACUAGCCACCAAACAUCUUUUUAACUUUGCCAAAUUUCUUUAGCAAAGAGACUAAACACAACUCACCUACUCUCUUCCAGCAGCCGCUUGUUUGUUGCGAGACCUCGGGUUAGUCCAUUACAGACUACAGCGGGGUGUCUCAGCUCAAGGAAGAACAUUUAUGAUCAUUUCUUCAUGGAAAUGCAAUCAGACCGAGAUGCUAAGGCAGAAGAACUACCACGUCUGCAGUGCAAAAUGAUUAAUAUGAUGAUUAUUACUUCAUGGAAAUGAUAAAGAAAUGAUCAUAAAUGCUCUUCCUAAAUAAAUUUUAUGCCGGAAUAUCCCUUUAAGUCUACCUGAAUAUCUCUCUUUUCACCCCCAAGUUUAUUGUUAUAAGGGAACUGACUUGAUUGCUUACUAGAAUAAAGUGUAAUAGGCCCAGAUUGAAAAUGAUUUGUGUGUGUGUUGCAGGGUUUUGUGGUGGCGCUGCUGUAUUGCUUCAUGAAUGGAGAGGUAAGUCAGUGGAGAUCACAGUUUUCUAAAACUGAAGUCCUACAAACCCUAACCCUAGAAAUACUUCAAAGGUUGGAGUCAGGAAGAAACCUAAAACAGUAACAUCUACAUCAGCUGUUGGAUUUUAAUAAAAUACCGCAAGGACGAAAAUACGUAUAGGAAAAAGGUUAAAGUUUUCUGGGAGCCUUUAACUCAGAGGUGACUGGAUGCUAAACUUUGGCUGUGGUCUACUACAGCUGCUUAAACACCAAAUUUCUCCAGAUAACAAAGAAAAUUGAUCAACACAAAACCAUCUGCUAGCUGACAAACAAUUGUUGCAUAACAGAUGUAAAGUAGAGAAACAAAAUGUGUGAUUUCCACUAUUUAAAUGAUUUAUCCCUGAAACAUAAAAGCUCCACUCUGAAAACAUGCCAUCAAACUGACCCCUGGGUGACCCCUGCAGUGUCUUUACUGCCACCAGCCCAUAAAGCCAUAAAUACUUGAAGUUCACUCUCUGCGGCUCGGCUUUAAGUCUCUCUCUGUGUUAAUUACUCUGUUGUCUGGGAGUACUUCAAACAUGUGUUCAUUUGCAGGUCCAAACAGAGCUGCGCAGAUGGCUGUGGAAGUGUCACAAUCAAAACCAUCUCACCCCCGCCAAGCAAAGCAUCACUCAGAUUACGAUUCGAGCUCGCGGAGGGCUCAGGAGGCCUCCCUCUAGUGGCAACAUCUCUACAGUAUGACUUCAGGAGACAACAUCUGAGAGGAAAUAUUGUGAAAAUAUCAGAAGAAAUCCUCAAAAAGUCGAGGAGUCUGAUGUUAACACCUCUGAGAAGACUGCGCACUUUGGAGUGAGUGAGGAAAUGUUUUGAUCACGAUGCAUUAUGUUUUAGUGUCAGGAGCAGCUAUGAACCAUCGGUGCGAUCCCUCUGAUUUAGCAGCUGCAUAAAAGAGUGGUUUUAAAAGUUCGGAGACUCUGGUGCUUGAUUUGACCACAACAGAGACAGAGCUGUCCCCGAGCUUGCAUGAAGAUGAUUCUACAUGGUUGUGUUUCACAGUUUGGGCCACCAACACGUUGCAAAUGUUGAGAGAUUAGAUGUGGACAGCUGUGGAGACAAUGGGUCUUUGACCUUGGCUAAAUUAUGUUAAAUACGCUCGUCUCAGCUCAUUGCUUUGCUCUGCAUGGAACAAAAACAGUCGUACUAUUUUGGUGUUGGGUGAAAAUGUGUGCAGCCGGAUUGAUGUGAAAUCGAUGCUGUGCAACAAUUCAUCUGCUGCUAUGGAGACCUUUACAGACAGGAAGUCAAAGAGAAACCUGAUCAAAUGUUUAAUUGAGUCAGUGUCAGAAUUAAAUACUUCAUUUUGAGGAAUCUUACGCUUCGAUGAACCACGAGACACAGUAUUUGUCUUUUUUUAACUUCUUUUUUUGUAAUAAUUGUAUGUUUUUGAUAUAUUAUUUGCACUGCUGGUUGUGACAAAUUCAUACAUGCCAGGGUUUUUCAUGGUAAAAUCGCCUUAAAACAAAGCAUUUAAACAAUUACAGUGUCUUAAAAUUCAUGUGUGUGUCUUUAAAGCUUUGCCUUGUCGAGUCUGUGCAUCACAAACCUGUCCCUAUUUAUCCUGAAUCUCUACAGACCACAAAUAAUGCACUACAAUGAAACAUAAGGUACUUACACUGUCUUUGUGAAGACAAAAGUUUAUGUAUUAUUUUAAACUGAAUAACUGUAUUUCCAUUUUUGUGGAUCUUGUAAGGGAAGAAAAGCACAGGAAUAAAAGAUAUGUGGUUUAUUAAGGAA